Molecule: messenger RNA, 1122 nt
Organism: Nilaparvata lugens (brown planthopper)
Lineage: Eukaryota; Metazoa; Arthropoda; Insecta; Hemiptera; Delphacidae
Product: EP300-interacting inhibitor of differentiation 3
Exons: 6
Coding region: 120-896 (258 amino acids)
Biological process (GO): DNA repair
Cellular component (GO): Smc5-Smc6 complex; nucleus
Source: RefSeq, a predicted model, not a curated record
UUUCAAUCGGGUACUUGUGGAUGAGAAUACUGCGUGAGGUCUACUGUUCACAGAACUACUAGUACUAUCAGCACUUUGUUUUGCUUGUUUCAGCAUUCAUUGAAUCGCAGACCGAACGUAUGGAUGUUCUGGAUGGAGUGUUGGCCAAAUACAAUCUGCUUUCCGAAUCAGCCGAGCCAGCACCUUCUACUUCAACAUCUGAAGGAGCCGAUGAGGUGGGCACAGACGAGCGCUACCUGAUGUCCCUGGUUUCGAAAACCAGUCAUGAAGCAUUUCACCGCAUUUUGAGCGAUUUCGCUGUGGUGCCUUCUGUUUUCUCACUCUACAGUUUCGCUGAUAAACUGCAACCAGCUGAAGGAGCGAGAUACUUUGACUGGGAUCAGUUGGACUCGUUUGCGUCGACGGUGUUCCGUACACCGGGCAAUCUGAACACAUGUUGGCAGAUGCCUGAGCUGCUGCUCGAGGUGGAGGAGAGGGCCGCCAAACGCCAGCGUAUGACCAGGAAACACGAACUGGAACCGGCCAAGAAGAUUAUGCCCAACAGUGUGGUGAACGAAGAUGCGAAGAAAGUGGAGGAGUAUCGUGUGUUGAACAAAUCUCUGCGCCAAUCGUUCAGUGCCAAUCGUCAACGACCCGUCGACUUUUUCGAGUUGGUAGUCGAUAAGCAGUCGUAUCCGACCACUGUCGAAAACAUCUUCAACUUCGCCUUCCUCAUCCGAGAGGACAUGGCUAAACUGAAUAUCAGUAAUGAUGGUAUGCCCAAAGUGGAACCAGUGGUCGAAGAUAGAGAAGAAGGAAGACGGAAGAAAAAUGAGCAAGAAUCCAACCAGAUGAUUCUUUCAUUGGAUCACGAAAAGUGGAAGAAAAUAACCAAGCACUUGGAUAAUUUGAAAUAAAUACUUUAUGUGAUAUGAAAAUCAAUUAUCAAAUUUUUUAAUGAUGAAGUCAAUUUUGUAAUAAGAAUUUUUAUUGUUUAGUAAUAAACUAUGUAUAUUUUUUACACAUCUCUUUAUUUCAGAGUUACAACAAAUCAUUAUUUUAUUUGUUUCCAACUCAAUUGGCUAUCUUGUGCUAUAGAACUUACAGAGAUGUGUCUUAGGGUACUAGUAGUUCUGUGAACAG